This is a messenger RNA of Sus scrofa (pig), 4194 nucleotides long. RefSeq names its product TAFA chemokine like family member 2 (gene TAFA2). The record is from RefSeq and is a predicted model, not a curated record. Gene Ontology annotation, molecular function: receptor ligand activity. NCBI's taxonomy places the organism in Eukaryota, Metazoa, Chordata, Mammalia, Artiodactyla, Suidae.
CCGCAGUUUGCUCUCAGAAGCAGCUGCGGCUGCUAACAGAAGUGGCUGUUGGGAGAGAGGCCGAGGGAGGCAACGCCGCCUGGUCCUGCCCUAGCAUUUUCCUGCUUAACUCGCCCUGGAGUGUUGGCACCUGUUUUCUCCCUGCGUUCUCCUUGCAGUACACUGCCAGGGAAGGCAGUCAUUCCGGACUUCCGGAAUGCCCAGUCUGGGUUGAAAUAAGAGGUCUGGGUGGAACAGGGGUGUCUGCCCUCUACGAUGACUUUCUAGAAGGAAGCACUAGUGUCUUUUGACAGUGCAGCGCCUAGGGUAAAAGGCCGAAAGGAGGCUUCGGUUACUAAACUGCUUACUUUUUCCUCUGGUGAUCUGGAUUUUUUCCCUCAGCCUCCUCCCCCGCCCCUUCUCUUUCCUUUCCCUCCUUCAGCGAAUUGACACCGGCAGCACCUGCUCGCUGUGUUCAGUAUUGGAACUCACACCUCCUCGGUGAUAACAGUGCCAGCAUACUGGGGACUAGGGGGUGAUUUCCUUUCCUCCUAGCCCAUGAUGCCUGCAGGGGCAGCGAUUGAGCUGCGUGGGGAUCUGGCCGCAGCACUUCGAAGCGGGAUUGAGCGGAGGCAGCUGGCCGGGAGUUGCUGCUAAGUGGACUUGGCGCAAAGUCUCCGAGAGGGCAUCAGCUGGGACCUAUCUGUUAAAAGCCGGAACAGGAGCACCUGAACCGAGGAACUUAAGCGUUUUGGCAGGCGGAGGACUGCCAGGCUCAGAGUCGCUUCUUGCUACCCCGAACCUCCCCAGGACUCUCGUACAUCGGAGACGCGGGACCUGCAAGACCCUGGGAACUAGAGAAGUACGUGGCAAAGGCUGCUUUCCUGAAGGUGAACUGUUCUGUCCAAUUGCCUUUCCCCAGAGAGCAGAAGGGAGGGCGGGAGAGAGGGAACGGAAGAUGUGUGAGUGUGUGUAUGUGUGAGAGACAGAGACGACGUGUAGGGAGAGGAAAAGUCUUUAUUCGGCCUUAAAAGCAAACGAAUCAGAGAUGGAACAAGAGUGGUAAUUGCUGCAAGAUCGCUUUGAUUCUCGCAGUCGGGGGAGCUGAGCGCACCGCGCGCAUCCAGCGAGGACAGCGGGCGACCGCGGACGCAGGCUAGGGCUGCGAGACUUUGGCUUUUCCUCAGUAAACAAGUAUUUCGAUUACUUGGGCGUGUGAAAAAACGAGGGGAGAAAAGAGUCGAGGCUCCCGCACGUCACCUUCCACCCACUUUAAGGGGAUUCCAGUUUGGAUUGUCAAGAGAUUGCUGGACCCUUUUUGCCAUCGGAGGAGGAAACACACGCGCGCGCUCACACGCACGCUCAGGGCUACACUCACACGCCCUCCACGAGCACGCACCACCAGACUUCGGUUCCCUAUGCCCCAGAACGGUGACGGCGGAUUGGCCUCUUGGAAGCGAUGCAAGAGCGAUAAGGCUGGCGCGGGCCCGCGGAAGCUGCAGGAGCAUCGCUAGGUGUUGCCGCCACCAGGAAGCCGGGCUGCAGCAGUCCUACCAGUAUGUAAUAGCAUUCAUGCAUUCCAUAUCUGGGCACUGAGACUCCAAGUUGUUAAAUAAACCCGACAAAUGCAUUUAACUAUUAUGUGCCAGAGCCAGGAUCACAUUCAGGAUGAGUAAGAGAUACUUACAGAAAGCAACAAAAGGAAAACUGCUAAUAAUAAUCUUUAUUGUAACCUUGUGGGGGAAAGUCGUAUCCAGUGUAAACCAUCAUAAAGCUCACCAUGUUAAAACGGGCACUUGUGAGGUGGUGGCACUCCACAGAUGCUGUAAUAAGAACAAGAUAGAAGAACGGUCACAAACAGUCAAGUGCUCCUGCUUCCCUGGGCAGGUGGCAGGCACCACACGGGCUGCUCCAUCUUGUGUGGAUGCUUCAAUAGUGGAACAGAAAUGGUGGUGCCAUAUGCAACCGUGUCUUGAGGGAGAGGAAUGUAAAGUUCUUCCAGAUCGGAAAGGAUGGAGCUGUUCCUCUGGGAAUAAAGUGAAAACAACAAGGGUAACCCAUUAACCAAGGAUAAGUCAAGUGAUCCUCAAGGCCAACUACAUUGAACAUCUGCGUAGAAGUAUAACUCCUGAGGUGAUCUUGAAGGAAGAUUUUUAUAUUGCCCAGAAGAAGCACUUGAGUCUGUUAUUUCCGGGGGAUUUCAUGGCUCAUAAUCAACUUCUUGGAAACAAGACAUUUAAAAAGUCAGACAUGAACUUCUACAUUAUGAAGCUUUCAUCAGAUCUGAACUGUGUUCAACUUGUAUAAUUGCACUUGCAAAAAGAAUUUGAAGUUGCUGUCUGAAGAGUUUGCAUUUCCGGAUGGUGUUAGAGAUACUAACCUUUUGAGCUCUUGGCUCCAAAGAAGUGCUUUUCUUGUUUCUGAACUUCUCCUACAUGCACUAGCCUCUGUCAUAGUCCUGUUCCCAGGUCCUGUGUUCACGGGCAAGGACCGCACAUGGCUUCAGUGACAUUUCCUUUGCGAACUUCUCCUCUGGCAUGGUGUGGAGUGAGACAGUUUUAUUUGUAUCCUAAUCUUGGAGCUCUGAAAGCCCACAGGUUUUAACAUCUUAAGUUGCUUUUGUUAAAGGAAUGGAACUAUAUAUCCAUUGAUAAUAAUUAUUGUUGGCAAGUAAUAGUUAUCUGAAUACAUCAAUCAUAUAAGAAUGUAUAGACAAGCUGACAUGUUUCCCCAAGGCUAACACACUACUGCAGCUGUCAGCUAAAUAGGUAGUAGAUAGAAACUGAAUUACCAUUUUCAUUAUAUACUACUACUUGGUACCUCUAGAGUACUCUCCCUGUCAUUUUUUUUUUUAAUUGGACAUUUUCUUUCAUUUUUAUCUUUACUCUUUUCCUUCACAGAAUCAGCAGUGGGCAGUCAAAUAUUUAGGCAAACUUCAGUUUCAAAAAAUUGCCAGGGAUGCAUGUGGGUUUUGAUUUCUUAGCUUGAAAGUUACUCAGAUUUCUUAAAGUUUUUUUUUUUUUAAACCAUCCUUUCUAUCUCAUUUGAAAAAGACCAUCUCUUGCUUGAUCCCAAUGACUGUUUGAAUGCCUACCUAUUUGUUUGAUUUGUUUGUUCGGUCUGUUGGUAUAGUAAAUUGUUCUUUUCCUUGGUCUCACAUUUAUAAAUAUUUGCUUGUAGUUGUCCCCUUCAAUUACUUAGGUUACUUUUUGUCCACUUUUUUUGUAGCCCUUUUAACAUUUGUGGUUUUCAGUUGUACAGGAAAAUCGUAUAAACAUUUAAAGGCCUUAAACAAGUAUGUACCUUUUUUCUAAGUUAUUCACAGAAUGUAUAAUUUUAUACUGUCUUUGUUUUGUUUCAUUUGCCAUGUGGAGGGAGAGAAGAAUGGAAAUUGCAUAGCCAUCCUAUCAUAAUAUUGUGUAAAUGUACAGUUUGAAGGAAUGUAAAGGAAGAGGCUUCUGUGUUUCACUCAUCUUAGACUAAUACGAAGAUACUUCAGGAAUUGCCCUAUUAGAAGUUCCAUUAUGUUAGAGACAGUGUGGACAUCUUUUGUAUUUUUAAAACUCACUGACAUGGCCAAUUAGAUAUAUGUUGCUUUCUAUGAUGGAGGCUGUCAGACAGACCAAAGCUCUCCAGGGUAAGUUGGUGACAACUUUCAGAAACCAAUGCAUUACCCAGAAUAUUUUUUUUCAAGAGAAUGGCUCAAAGUGUAAAAUUUGUUUAAAAAAAUUAAAUUUGUAAAGUAUGCCAUUAACAUUGAACUAAAAUAUACUGCCCCACAGUCCACAGAAUGAAGUGAUUUUCUCUUUCCAUUUUAAGUAUGCAUAAAGUUAGAUGGCUCUGAGUGAAUUUUGCAAUGGUUCAAGACAGCCUGAAUUCAUAAAGAAAGGAAGAACAGUUGUGCUGGAGUUUCUGCAUUAGUGAUAAAUAUCAUUAAUUUCUUUGGAACAAAGUGGAAAAUUACAUUAUUUUGGAAAUUAUGAAUUUGUCCCAGGUUUGAAAUUAUAGAUCAUGCCUCUCAUUUUUUAAACUAUGUCCUUUAAAACAACACUGGAAAUUCUGUAUUAUAUUCAAGUGUAAUACAUGCAUAUCGAUAGAAAAAAUAAAUGGAAUUUCAAAUAUACUAACUAGGUUAUCCUCAGUAGAUUAAUGUUGUGACUCCUCAGAAAAGGUGAAUAAAGUUGGAAUAUAAAAUGGACUUUUUCAUGAAUUAUA